CGCCUCCGCUCCGCCCCCCUCAGCACCUUCCCCGGCCCCCGACGUUGCGCCCUUUCCUCGCUUCUCUGCGCUCCCCGUCCCCUCUCCGGCCUCUGGUCCCGGCCCCCUCUCUUCUUCCGCAGCCUUCCCUUUGCUCCCUCCCGCCCCCCCCAGCUCCUUGCCUCCAACUCCCUCCCCUUCCACGCCCGCCCUCUCGCCUUCGCCGUCCCAAAGUGGAUUAAUUAUACGCUUUCUGUUUCUCUCUCCGCUGUUCUCUCCCGCUGUGCGCCUGCCCGUCUCUCGCUGUCCUCUCUCUCUCUCUCGCCCUCUCUUCGGCCCCCCCCCUUUUCACGUUCACUCUGUCUCUCUCACUAUCUCUGCCCCUCUCUAUCCUUGAUACAACAGCUGACCUCAUUUCCCGAUACCCUUUCCCCCCCUAAAAGUACAACAUCUGGCCCGCCCCAGCCCGCAGACAGCCCGUCCUCCCCAAACAAUCAGACGAGUUUCCCACCCCCCCAAAAAAGCCAUCCCCCCGUUCUGCCCCGUCGCACAUUCGGCCCCCGCGACUCGGCCAGAGCGGCGCUGGCAGAGGAGUGCCCGGCAGGAGGGCCAACGCCCGCUGUUCGGUUUGCAAUACGCAGCAGGGAGGUGGGCGGCCCCUGCGCCGGCUUCCAGACACCAAUGGGGAUCCGAGUGGGAAAGUCGGUGCUGGUGCUGCUCGCCUUCUUGGCCUUCGCCUCGUGCUGCUAUGCUGCUUACCGCCCCAGUGAGACUCUGUGCGGCGGGGAGCUGGUGGACACCCUCCAGUUUGUCUGCGGGGACCGCGGCUUCUACUUCAGACUUCCAGGCAGGCCGGCAAGCCGCGUGAACCGCCGCAGCCGUGGCAUCGUGGAAGAGUGCUGCUUCCGCAGCUGCGACCUGGCCCUGCUGGAGACCUACUGCGCCACCCCCGCCAAGUCCGAGAGGGACGUGUCGACCCCUCCGACCGUGCUUCCGGACAACUUCCCCAGAUACCCCGUGGGCAAAUUCUUCCAAUAUGACACCUGGAAGCAGUCCGCCCAACGCCUGCGCAGGGGCCUGCCUGCCCUCCUGCGAGCCCGCCGGGGUCGCACGCUCGCCAAGGAGCUGGAGGUGUUCAGAGAGGCCAAGCGUCACCGUCCCCUGAUCACCCUGCCCACCCAGGACCCCGCCGCCCACGGGGGCGCCUCUCUUGAGGCGUCCGGCCAUCGGAAGUGAGCCAAAUUGUCGUAAUUCUGCAAAGUGGCACCAUCCACUCGUGACCUCCUCUUGACCGGGACCUUUCCAUCAGGUCCCACCUCUGAAACCUCUGUACCGUCCUGUCUGCGGACUCCCCCGACCUGGCCCCCGUGCCCCAACCUCCUCACGUCAGGCUGGUCUCUCCUCGGCCCCCUCCAUCGGGCUAAGGGAAUCACAACAAAAUCUUUGAAAAUGUACAAAACCAAUUGGCUUUAGCUCUCUCUUCCAAAUUGUAACCCCCAAAUUACCCAACCAAAAUUGCAAUCACAAACGUGUCGGCCCCCUUGAAAUGAAUUGGCUUCUUAGCAACACCGGAAAAGCUAACUAGCUUUCCAGAAAACCCUAAAAAAAAAAAUUCAAUUAGCUGAAAAAAAAUACUAAAAAUAAAUUGGCUUCAAAACAAUUGGCAAAAUAAAAGAAUUUGGCCCCCA
This is a messenger RNA of Eubalaena glacialis (North Atlantic right whale), 1667 nucleotides long. RefSeq names its product insulin like growth factor 2 (gene IGF2). Gene Ontology annotation, cellular component: extracellular region. NCBI's taxonomy places the organism in Eukaryota, Metazoa, Chordata, Mammalia, Artiodactyla, Balaenidae. The record is from RefSeq and is a predicted model, not a curated record. The transcript is spliced from 4 exons. Gene Ontology annotation, molecular function: hormone activity; growth factor activity. The coding region runs from base 661 to 1215 and encodes 184 amino acids.